Messenger RNA from Aspergillus sclerotioniger CBS 115572, 961 nucleotides. RefSeq names its product FAD-dependent oxidoreductase. The record is from RefSeq and is a predicted model, not a curated record. Gene Ontology annotation, molecular function: monooxygenase activity; FAD binding. NCBI's taxonomy places the organism in Eukaryota, Fungi, Ascomycota, Eurotiomycetes, Eurotiales, Aspergillaceae. The transcript is spliced from 7 exons. The annotation marks the transcript as partial.
AUGACCAAAAAUAACGAAGGCCCCCGUGUGCUGAUUGCGGGAGCCGGAAUAGCAGGGCUGGCGGCUGCCAUCUCUCUGGCCCGCCAAACACCUAUUCCCAAUCUCAACAUCCUUCUGUAUGAACAGGCUCCAGAGCUCUUAGAAAUCGGUGCUAGCAUUGCAUUGAGUCCCAAUGGGAUGCGCACUCUGGAGAAACUUGGUGUACACAAUGCUCUCUCGGAUGAAGUGGGAUUUAGAACUCCCAGUGGUAUUCCGCAGAUCAUUCGCCAUUGGAAGACAAACCAAGUUCAUUCAGUCGACACACACGUCAAUGUUCCUGAUCCUCGGCAUAUUACCACGCGCUUCCACCGGGGCCACUUGCAUGCCGCGCUGCUUGAGCACGUUCCUCGCGAGUCCAUUCAUUUGGGAAAGAGGACGGUUCGCGCUGCAGCCGAUCACAAGGGUGUCACCCUGUACUUUGAUGACGGGACCAGUGCUCAUGGGGACAUAUUGAUCGGGGCAGAUGGUAUCAGAUCGAAAGUCCGUCAAUCCUUCAUUCCAGAAUACAAACUACGGUUCAGUGGAAAGGUCUUUAUGAGAUCGACAUUUGAUGCAUCUCUGGUGGAGGGCAAAGUUCCCAUUCUGCCGGCUGAUUCAGUUCACUGGUGGGGACUGGAAGAUACUUUUUUCGCUUCUCGUCUAGUCGGCGCUUACAACGACCCGCGCAGCACCGAAGAGGUCGAGAAAAGUGUCACCUGGGACCAAGAAGGAACCGUCGAGUUUCUCAGGGCAAGAUACAUGGACUGGAACCCUAUCGUCAAACGUCUAACAGAACUCACACCCUACACCAAGCUUUAUCCCAACUAUUCAGGUGAUUCUCUAUCAACAUGGGUCCUCGCCUCCCAAGUGACAUUGAUCGGUGAUGCAGCCCAUACACAUGGAGGGGCCUUUGCGGCGGGAGGCUCCCUCGCGUUAGAUGACG